Penicillium digitatum Pd1 is the source of this 327-nucleotide messenger RNA. RefSeq names its product Flavin-containing monooxygenase FMO GS-OX3. The record is from RefSeq and is a predicted model, not a curated record. NCBI's taxonomy places the organism in Eukaryota, Fungi, Ascomycota, Eurotiomycetes, Eurotiales, Aspergillaceae.
AUGCCAAGAAUACUAUCUCCACAAAAGAAGCAUGUCCAGUCAGUGAACUCUGACUAUCCAUGGAGAUCCGACAACCCAUUCAGUCCACCUCCAGCACCGCAACCCGCCCCUAGUGGCAUCAAACGACUCCGAAAUACACUAUCAAAGCUCUCGCCAUCUGCGUUUGUGGAGAAGGAAUUCCUACAAAAAAAGAACCUGCACCAAAGCCCAUUGACCAAGAGAAACGUCGACACCUUGGUCACCGAGCAAGAAUGCAAUGAAGCCUACAAGCCCAAUCUACACUCGCCCCAGGUUCAAGUCACUGAAUGGUUACGGCGAGUCUCCUGA